UAUAUCCAGACUCAGAUGCCACCCAGUCGUCCUGACACACCACACCUGUACCCUGAUACUGCCCCAUCAACACCAUAUACAUCUGAGAUCAGACCGGAAUAUAUCGAGCGGGAUACUGAGUUCGAGUCAAUACGCCAAAGCGUUGAGCCUGAAAUGCUGUUAGCAAACUGGCAGCGUCAAUCAACCCCAGCCCAUCAGGAUCGCUCUCUUACACCGUCCCCGAUUUCCAGGAGAGGAGACGUAGACAUGCUUGAUAGUCCACUUGGUCGAGGUGAAGUGCCGCUCAUGUCGCCCCCGAUCACCUCGGUCGGAACCAAUACUGGUCGGCCUAUUUCACCAACACGGCCGCCCAUACCGCCCAUGCCUACUGGAUUGAGUCCAUUUAAAGUGGCUAAGCGCGAUGAGAGACACAAGUCUGGAGUUCAGGGCUCAAAAGUGGACAAGCGAUCAGUAACAGGGUUGCCCACGAAAGCCAAGGCUAGGUCGAAGAGCAGGAGUAUCACCAAAAAGCUGAACUCUAAUCGUCAGCCACAUCCGACUGUAGGAGAACUUGUCGGAGGAGAACAGAGUACUAUGGAAAUUUCUGACAAUGCUGCAGUGACCGAGCCUGCACUAUUUCCUUUAGGACGGGUUGGCGCAGAAGUGGCGAAUAUUGAGGCGCAGAUCAGCCAGCGGGAAGAAAAGGACACCAAGCAGAAAGACGGAACGCCAGUACGGCGAAGCCAACGCAAGAACAAGGGUGUCAGGAAUUCCUCGGAG
Exophiala aquamarina CBS 119918 is the source of this 759-nucleotide messenger RNA. RefSeq lists its product as uncharacterized. The record is from RefSeq and is a predicted model, not a curated record. Lineage: Eukaryota; Fungi; Ascomycota; Eurotiomycetes; Chaetothyriales; Herpotrichiellaceae. The transcript has a single exon. The annotation marks the transcript as partial.